GUCGGGCUUUAGUUGGAGUCAGUUCACUUUCAAUUGCUAGCCAUAUCAAGAUGCAUCCCCAUUACGAUCAGUAUGUUAUAUUGUUGCGUUUUCUCCUACUCGGCUGUUGUCUUAUUCCAGCACUCGGUUACCUUCCGGAUGUGAAUAUAUUUACAAAUUAUCGCACAGAGGUCUACAAUGGCAUACCAUCGGAUAUUGAUACGACGCCUUUUAUACGGAUUGGGGACAACUAUUACUACAUUGAGCCGAUGAAUAAAGUGAACUGGUUCCAGGCGGCGGGCGCCUGUCGCAUGAUGAACGCCCAUUUGGCUUCGAUUGAGGACAAGCCGGAGAUGGAGGCGCUGGUGAAGUACAUCAAGACGAAGGGAUUUAAGAAUAACGACUACUUUUGGAUAUCCGGCAAUGAUCUCGGCACUGAAGGUGCCUUCUACUGGCUCUCUACAGGUAGACCCAUGACCUAUGCUCCCUGGAACGGUCCCAAGCAGAUGCCCGACAAUUACGGAGGUAACGAGAACUGUGUUCACAUGUUUGGCACCCGAGAACUGAUCAACGAUGCCAACUGUAAGAUUCUCAUGCUAUAUAUCUGCGAGGCCAGCGAUCCUAAGACCUUCAAGUUCACCUACAUCAAGUGGUAGAAAUAAUUCGUAC
Molecule: messenger RNA, 648 nt
Organism: Drosophila innubila
Lineage: Eukaryota; Metazoa; Arthropoda; Insecta; Diptera; Drosophilidae
Product: C-type lectin 37Da
Exons: 2
Coding region: 51-635 (194 amino acids)
Source: RefSeq, a predicted model, not a curated record